UGGAUCACGAGGGGACGAAUUAGCCCGCUACCUAAGUUCAAAGAAAACCUUUUUAAAUUGAGUUAGAAUAGGCUACCAAUCUUCAGUUUAUCUUAUCUCCGUUCCUACCUCCAUGGAAGAAUGAAUCGAACUGUUCACCAACAAGCUGAAGAUGUUAAAGCAAGCAGCCUUAGCCUGCUGCAAGCUCUAUGUAUCCGAGAGCAGAAAUGCCAAGACACUGGAAGCCAUAGGGAAGGCAGCCAAAGGUCACCCACUGUCUUCUUUACUCAAUGUAUUUGAAGACAAGGACUACAAUCGUGUUGGAUACACACUUGUAUCACAUUUGGAACAUGGAAUCUCCUUGUCAUCUCCUCUGCAAGAAGCAGUAUUGGGUAUGGCUAAAACUGCAUUACAGUACAUAAAUCUUGAAGAGCACGGUGGAACUCAUCCUCGGCUUGGGGUUGUUGAUCACAUAUGUUUCCACCCGCUAGGAGAAGCUUCUCUCAGUCAAGUGGCCUCUCUAGCUUGCUCUGUGGCUGCUCAGAUUGGUACCACUCUCAAUGUACCCACAUUUCUGUAUGGAGCAGCACACCAUGAAAACAGAACCCUGGAUUCAAUCCGGAGAGAAUUGGGCUAUUUCAAGCCCAAUCGUGAGGGGCAAUGGGUGGGGUUAGCUUCUGUUCCUUUGAGCCUGUCACCAGAGUUCGGGCCAUGUCAAGUUUUACCAAGGACUGGGGUUGUGGUUGUGGGUGCAUGUCCUUGGGUGGUCAAUUACAAUGUGCCAAUUGUUUCCAGUGAUCUUGUCAUUGGCCGGAGGAUUGCAAGAAAAGUGAGUGCGAGAGGUGGAGGUUUGCCAGGUGUUCAGGCCAUGGCCUUGUUACAUGGUGAUAAGGUCAUGGAGAUUGCUUGUAACUUGCUGGAUGCCAAAAGUGUUGGUCCAGAUAAAGUUCAAGCAGAAGUGUCUUUACUAGCGGAAAAAGAAGGUUUGAAAUCAGAACAGGGCUAUCUCACUGACUAUUCAGAAGAUCAGAUUUUAGAGGCUGCUUGCAGGAGAUUAAAAUUAUUUUAAAGGAAAUAAUUCAGCCAGCAGAGCUUAUGACUACUUUUUAUAAUUUCAUGGUAAGUACAUAAUAAAACAGAGACCUUAUUGCUUGAAGCAUCAAUUAUAUCAAAUUCAAGUCUUCGGAGGUCUAAAGCGCACAUUUUGUGACCAAUCUUGAUUCCUAAAUAGGAAAUCAAUUCUAAAUAGGUAGUAACUGCAACUAUUACAAUAUAUGCGAGAUGGAUUUCCCAUCAUUUAAGCCAUUGUAGGGCAUGGCCUUAGAGCUUCAGUUAUUCCUGGAUUUUGAGGAGAACUGAGGCUUCUUCCCUAUUAUAAUUCAUAGGGGAUUUAAAUCUUUCUCAGUUGAUAAGGAGAUACGAGUAAGGAACUUAACCAGCCUCCCCUGGCUUGGUUGCUUGUCACAAUUCUCUAUGGAUGGAAUGUAAUUGGUGAUAAUUCUUUAUUCACUUAAAUGGUAAUGGUUUUGCAGGCCGUAUAACAAUGUUGUUUUCUUAUCUGUUAUCUAUUCAAAUUUAGAUUUUUGAUGCAA
This is a messenger RNA of Cryptomeria japonica (Japanese cedar), 1571 nucleotides long. RefSeq lists its product as uncharacterized. Bases 152 to 1048 code for a protein of 298 amino acids. NCBI's taxonomy places the organism in Eukaryota, Viridiplantae, Streptophyta, Pinopsida, Cupressales, Cupressaceae. The record is from RefSeq and is a predicted model, not a curated record. The transcript has 2 exons. Gene Ontology annotation, molecular function: transferase activity; folic acid binding.